Messenger RNA from Alligator sinensis (Chinese alligator), 848 nucleotides. It is a transcript of the gene TMEM53, whose product is annotated as transmembrane protein 53. Lineage: Eukaryota; Metazoa; Chordata; Crocodylia; Alligatoridae. The transcript is spliced from 3 exons. The record is from RefSeq and is a predicted model, not a curated record. Bases 27 to 842 code for a protein of 271 amino acids.
AGUGCCGGAAGUCCGCGCGGGCGGCCAUGGCCGGGCAGCAGCUGGACGCGACCAUUGAGCCGCCGCCACCGGGGGGGAGUCCGGAGCGGGGCAGCGAGCGCCCCCGGCCCGUGGUGGUUCUGCUGGGCUGGGGCGGCUGCAGAGACCAGCACCUGGCGAAGUACAGCAGCGUCUACCGGCAGAGGGGCUGCACAGUGAUCCGCUACACAGCUCCCUGGAGAAUGGUGUUUUUCUCAGAGUCCUGCAGCAUCCGAUCCCUCCGGACCCCCGCGCAGCAGCUCCUGCAGCUGCUCUUUGACCACCGGCUGGAGAAGAACCCGCUGCUGUUUCACGUCUUCAGCAACGGCGGCGUCAUGCUGUACCGCUACGUCGUCGAGCUGCUCCAUACGCACAGGCAGUUCAAGUACCUCCGGGUGGUGGGCACCGUCUUUGACAGCGGCCCCGGCAGGCGGAACGUGCUGGGCAGCCUCCGCGCCUUGGCGGCGGUCUUGUCCUCAAUGAACGCGCUGCUCCGGUCCUCCCUCCUGCUCGUGUUUGCUGCCCUGGUCGUGAUUCUGCGGAUCAUGCUGUAUCCUCUAACCCGCUUUCUUCAUGAGAACCAUUACGACGCCCUGCUGAAAGGCCCCUCGAGGUGGCCUGAGCUCUAUCUCUACUCCAAGGCUGACAAAAUCAUCAAGGCCAGCGACGUCGAGCGCAUGGCUGAGGCACGGCGGCAGCACGGUGUCCCGGUGAAGGUGGUCGACUUCUUGGACUCUGCUCACGUCAGCCACCUUCGGGCCCACCCCUCCUAUUACACCAGCCUGUGUGGCUCCUUCCUGUCUGACUGCACUGGGGGCUCAUAGCUGCCA